This is a messenger RNA of Mercurialis annua (annual mercury), 1263 nucleotides long. RefSeq lists its product as uncharacterized. Gene Ontology annotation, cellular component: RNA polymerase III complex. Lineage: Eukaryota; Viridiplantae; Streptophyta; Magnoliopsida; Malpighiales; Euphorbiaceae. The record is from RefSeq and is a predicted model, not a curated record. Gene Ontology annotation, molecular function: DNA binding. Gene Ontology annotation, biological process: transcription by RNA polymerase III. The transcript is spliced from 9 exons. Bases 113 to 1093 code for a protein of 326 amino acids.
UUCUCUUAUUUAUUUUGACGACCUAGGUUCGAAACCCAUUGUUCUCUUUUUUCCUCUCAUUUUAUUUUUAAAUCGUAAUCGUCUUCAGCACCUCGCCGGAAAGUUGACCGGCAUGGAUGAAGAUCAACCGUCUCCCACUCGAAGGAAGGCAAAGUUCACCCCAAAAGCUCCUCCUCAAAGGAGACCCAGACCUACUCUUCCCAAAACUGAAGUUUCUGAUAAAAAUAAGGAUGAAGAAGCUGAAGCACGGAAGCUCAUGCGCAUAUUCAAUGAGAAUUUAGGAAGACAAGUACCUAAAGCUGAGAAACAAUCUACGGUACAGGUUGCCUUUGGGCCAGGAGCUACAUCAUCAACUUCUAUCAGGACAUUUGGUGCUCCGAAAGGUAAGAAUACCGUUAAGCCAGGGUUUAAUGAAUCUUCAGUCGGUGAUGGAAGCGUUGUCAUUUCAUCACUAUCAACUGCCAACGAAGAUGGAACUACGAAUUUUGAUUUAGGUGAUAAUGAAGCACUGCCCCUGAAAAUCAAGAAAGACUAUAGAGAACCUUGGGACUACAACCAGACGUACUAUCCGACAACUCUUCCUUUGAGACGGCCUAACUCUGGUGACCCAGAACUUCUUGAUGAGGCUGAGUUUGGGAAGGCUGCAAGGGAAUUGGAGUAUGAUGAGAACACUAUCAAUGCUGCUUCAGAUCUCGGACUGUUGGAGGAAUGUGACAAAGAAAGAUUGAUUUUCUUUCAACUUCCUGACAAGCUACCCUUUGUCAAGCACCCAGCUAGUGCAAAGGGAAAAGAGAAAGCUAAAGGCUCAAUUCCGUCACAGGACCAGAGUGCUACAAGGAAGGAAAGCAGUUUCGAAGAGUUAUCAGGGGGAUACAUGGGCAAAAUGCUGGUUUACAGGAGCGGAGCGGUGAAGCUGAAGCUAGGUGGUACCCUAUAUGAUGUGUCGCCAGGUUCAGAUUGCAUUUUUGCGCAAGAUGUGAUGGCUAUUGACACUACAGCCAAACACUGUUGCACCCUUGGUGAACUUGCGAAACGCGCUACUGUGACUCCAGAUGUUGAUUCUCUCUUAAAUUCUGUGAUCAAUUUGAGCUAAUUGCAUACUACUUGAUUCAGUAGGUUAACGAUGUUCAUAGAUUACAAUUAGGCAAAACAUUAGACUUAGUAUGUAUAUGGCGUAAAUAGGCAAACAUGAAACUAUGCAAUUGCAAAUGAUAUUGUUGAACUAUACCAUGAGAUUAAUAGCAGGAACUAUUAAUGGUUAAA